Paramecium octaurelia is the source of this 617-nucleotide messenger RNA. The record is from the annotation of a GenBank genome assembly. Lineage: Eukaryota; Ciliophora; Oligohymenophorea; Peniculida; Parameciidae.
AAUGGAUGAUUUUUUUGAGGACAUCUAAACUCACGAUGUACCAAAUGGAUAAUAAAGUGGGUUUUAAGAACAAUAGGUUUGAAAUUAAUGUAAUCUUAGUAUACCGCUUUUGAUGCUUUUGAAAAUGAGACUCCAACUUAAGGAAAUAUAUUUAAUGCAUACGUGGUACAAUUUAAGUUAAGCAUAGAGUACAGAAUAAAAAUUACGAAAGGAUAAAUUGAGACUAAUAGAUGAUGAAAGAUUAGCUUAAAUUAGAGAGAAAGAUUAAUAAGAAAGAUUAUUGAAAUCAUAAAAAAAAUCAAAGGCUUAGGAAUAUUUGUCGGAGUUUAAAAAGUAAUUAUCGAUGACCUAUCUAAAGACAAUAAGAAGCAGAUAUCGUAUAAAAAAGAAGUCAAAAUAAGCAGAAAUAAGAUAUCUGGCUUGAGAAUAUAAAAAUUCAUACCCAAAAUGUAUUUUGUUUUUCUAAUUAAAGAAAAACUCUUGGGAAUAAAUAGCAUCAAAUAUUGCUCUAAAAGAUGGGGAAUAUCCAGGAUAAAAGGAUGUAACUAAGAUGAGAUAAGCAAUCCUUAAUAAAAGAAGCGAUCUGACUAAGUGAUUGCCAUUAAUUAUAAUAUUAG